Scophthalmus maximus (turbot) is the source of this 6835-nucleotide messenger RNA. It is a transcript of the gene abcc10, whose product is annotated as ATP-binding cassette, sub-family C (CFTR/MRP), member 10. Gene Ontology annotation, cellular component: membrane. Gene Ontology annotation, molecular function: ABC-type transporter activity; ATP hydrolysis activity; ATP binding. NCBI's taxonomy places the organism in Eukaryota, Metazoa, Chordata, Actinopteri, Pleuronectiformes, Scophthalmidae. The coding region runs from base 173 to 4867 and encodes 1564 amino acids. The record is from RefSeq and is a predicted model, not a curated record. Gene Ontology annotation, biological process: transmembrane transport. The transcript is spliced from 22 exons.
UGUAUUUAAAGGUUGUUUAGCUUGAUUUCUUCGCAUUGUUCAGUUUAACUUCAUCCUCGUCGCUCGCGUCUUGUUCGUGUUUACAUCGCGGGGCCGGUUUCAACGAGCGGAACAGUUCGGUGUCAUCCGGAUGUUUUCCAGAGCGACAGCGGUCAAGUAGCCCGGAGGAGGGAUGAGUGACUUUGGACCGGCCGAGCUGGUCGCCGGCCUCUGUCACACGGACGAGCGGAAUCCUUUCUCUCUGUGGCAGGACGGACACGUCAGCCCCUGUUUCAACCAGCUCGUCCUCGGAGCGCUGCCUCACGCCGGGACGGCAGUUUUCUGUGCCUGUUACCUCGGCGUGGCGAGGAGCAGCCUCCUCCUCCAGGCGCCUCCUCCCUGCGGUUGGACGCUCAGGCUUGUGGCAGCUCUGCUGGCGGCGCUGCUCUUCGCGGCGGACGUGGCCCUGGUGGGCGUCGUCCAGCAGGGCGACAUGUACCUGGACCUCCUAACUGACGGCUGUGCCGUCCUGGCCUGGCUGGUCCACUUCAGCGCCAUAACCGUGCUCCAGAAAACCUCCUUCAGAAGAACCAGAGGACCCCCCCUGCUGCCGCUGCUGGUUCUCCUGUCGGUCCCCAACCUCGUCGUCACCCUGACGAUUUACUGUAAAACCGACGGGUAUUUGAACGCGACUGAACCUCUGAAACUGGCUCGGUUCGUCCUCGCCUCGGCGCGGACGCUCCCUCCUCUGGUUUACCUCUUGGCAUUUGCGUUUCCCUGCAUCAGCGACUCCGGAUACACCUUGUACAUCAACGCCGUGGACGGAUCGCCGCUCGUCCCAGAGAGCAGGCUCCGGCCCGACACGGGCGAGAUGGUGGCCGAGGACAGGAGCGGCUGUGGCUCUCGACUCUUCUACCUGUGGCUGACUCCUCUCCUCAGACGAGGGCAGCGAGGGGAGCUGGACAGACCGGCCGACGUCUAUCACCUUCCCCGGAAACUCCGGACCAGUGUGGUCUGUCGAUACUUCCAUCAAUGCUGGGAGGCGUGCAGACGAGGGGCCGCGGUCGGCGACGGGCGGGAUCAGUGGCCCCGGCCGGUCGGCGGCAGGAACCUCCUGAACGGCAGCUGGAGUUCACACUACCUGGAGGAGCCUCUGGAGCUGGAGGGGGACGUGGGCCUGCUGCGGGUGCUGCACAAGGCGUUCGGGCUGCGGUAUUACUUGCUCGGCGUGCUGAAGGUGGUGGUCAACAUGCUGAGCUUCACGGGUCCACUGCUCCUCAGCGGUCUGGUGACCUUCAUGGAGGAGGACGGGGCCCCGGUGAGCAGAGGCGCUUGGUGCGCGCUGGGCCUCUUCGCCACCACCCUGCUUUCGUCCGUCCUGCGCAACUUCUUCGUCUUUGAGGUGUCCAAGGUGGCGCUGUCGGCGCGCGCCGCCCUCGUGUCAGCCGUGUAUGGCAAAGCGCUGCGGGUCAGCGGCAGCGGCCUGGCCAGCUUCACUCUGGGCGAGGUGGUGAACCUGAUGAGCACGGACGUCGACCGCGUGGUCAACUUCUUCAAUAGCUUCCACGAGCUGUGGAGCCUGCCCUUCAGCUUCGCCGUCGCCCUCUACCUGCUGUACCUGCAGGUGGGCGUGGCCUUCCUGGGGGGCCUCGGCGUGGCGCUGCUGCUGGUGCCGCUCAACAAGCUCCUCGCCUCGCGCAUCAUCAGCAACAACAGAGACAUGCUCCGGUACAAGGACAGUCGCGUCAAGCUCAUGACCGAGAUCCUCUUUGGCAUUCGCGUCAUCAAGUUCUACAACUGGGAGUCGCACUUCGCGCAGAAAGUGGCCGACUGUCGCCAGCAGGAGCUGUCCCACCUCAGGGCCAUCAAGUACCUGGACGCCAUGUGCGUGUACACGUGGGCCGCGCUGCCGGUCGUCAUCUCCAUCCUCACCUUUGUGACCUUCGUGAUUCUCGGUCACCAGCUGACUGCAGCCAAGGUUUUCACCACGCUGGCUCUGGUGGGAAUGUUGAUCAUCCCGCUCAACUCCUUCCCCUGGGUCCUGAACGGCAUCCUGGAGUCCAAAGUGUCUCUGGAGCGGAUCCAGCGCUUCUUCAGUCUGACCAACCAGAACCUGCAGGCGCACUACGCCCUGGUUUCUCCCGAAGACGACCGGACGUCGGUGCUGCUGAGUCAGGGGACGUUUUCCUGGCAGAGGCCCGACGGUCCGGACCAGAACCAGCAGGGGGCGGGCGGAGGGAGUCUGCUGCUGCACGGCCUCGACCUGCACAUCGCCAAGGGCUCCCUGGUGGUCGUGGUCGGCGAGGUCGGCUGUGGCAAGAGUUCCCUCCUGGCUGCGGUCGCAGGAGAACUCCACAGGCUGAGCGGCGUGGUGUACGUGGCGGACCGAGAGGUCGGCUUCGGCCUGGCGUCCCAGGAGCCGUGGAUCCAGCACGCAUCGGUACGAGACAACAUCCUGUUCGGCAAGGACUACGACCCCGACCUCUACCAGGCCGUGGUGCAGGCCUGCGCCCUCGCCGACGACCUCAACGUUUUGCCAAACGGCGACAAGACAGAAGUGGGGGAGAACGGCGUGACGCUGAGCGGAGGACAGAAGGCUCGGCUGGCGCUCGCCAGAGCUGCGUACAUGGUCCGUCCUCCGACGCUUCGAUGUCAAGUUUCAUAUCGAGACGACAAAGACGUCUACCUGCUCGACGAUCCGUUGGCAGCGGUCGACGCCGACGUGGCCGAACACCUCAUGCAGAAAUGCGUCCUGGGUCUCCUCAGGGGAAAGACCAGAAUCCUUUGCACGCACCGUAUCGAGUUCGUGGACCGAGCGGACACGGUGGUGCUCAUGGAGAACGGAACCAUCGUCAAAACGGGGCCUCCAGCUGAAAUCCUUCCUUUGGUCGAGGCGGCGCCGAAACAACGGAAGAACGAUCACAAUGUGAAAGAGAAAAGAGGCGCAGCGGAGCCGGACGACGACGACGAGCCCGGUCCACCAGCAGAUCUGUGGUCGGGUGGUGAUGAUGGUGAUGAUCCUGAGCGCUCGGGGGAAGAGCAGAAGCUGGCGGGCGGCCUGGCGUGGAGAGUUUACCAGACCUACUGGGCCGCCAUGGGCGGAGCGCUGGCCUCCUCCGUCCUGAUGUCUCUGCUCCUCAUGCAAGCCUCGAAGAACGUCUCUGACUGGUGGUUGUCCCACUGGAUCUCGCAGCUGAAGAACAACGGUUCUGCAGCGACGGGAGAACUCGUCUCCUCUCACCUGCUGCUCUUCUCACCUGGAGGACUCACGUGUCUGCCGCCGCCGCCGUUGCAAACGAUCCCGUCGAGCAACGUGAGCGCCGACGUCAGGUUCUACCUGACGGUGUACACCUCCAUCGCUGCGGCCAACACCGUCUUCACCGCCCUCCGGGCCUUCCUCUUCGCCUACGGCGCCAUCUGCGCCGCCACGGCCGUCCACAACAGACUCCUGGAUCGGGUCCUGAAGGCCACGGUGACCUUCUUCGACACCACUCCCCUGGGACGCGUGCUGAACCGCUUCUCCUCGGACCUGUACAGCGUGGACGACAGCCUGCCGUUCAUCCUGAACAUCCUGCUCGCCAACGCCUUCGGCCUGCUGGGCAUGCUGGUGGUGAUGAGCUACGGCCUCCCCUGGGUCCUGGUGCCCCUGCUGCCGCUGGCGCUGCUCUACCACCACACGCAGCGCUUCUACCGACACACCUCGCGCGAGCUGAAGCGCCUGUGCAGCCUCACGCUGUCGCCCGUCUACUCGCACUUCUCCGAGACGCUGACGGGGCUCGCGACCAUCCGGGCCAGCGGCAGCACCGCCAGGUUUGAGGAGGAAAGCGCCAAACGCCUGGAGCAGAACCAGCGCUGCCUGUUCCUCAGCAACGCCGCCAUGCAGUGGCUGGACAUCCGCCUGCAGCUGAUCGGAGUAGCCGUGGUGACGGGCAUCGCGGUGAUCGCCGUCGUCCAGCACCAGUUUCACUCCGUCGAUCCAGGUCUGGUGGGUCUGUCGCUGUCCUACGCUCUGUCCAUCACGUCCCUGCUGUCCGGCCUCAUAUUCAGCUUCGCUCAGACCGAGAUGCAGCUGGUGAGCGUGGAGCGCACCGAGGAAUACUCCAGCGGGCUGCCCACCGAGCCACAGCACCAGAACGCUCAGUUGCCCUCGGCGUGGCCCGAGAAGGGCCAGGUGGAGUUCCGCGGCGCGGUGCUGUCGUACAGGGACGGGCUUCCCAACGCCCUGGACGGGGUGAGCCUGUCGGUGCGACCCGGCGAGAAGGUGGGCGUCGUGGGACGCACGGGCUCCGGCAAGUCCACGCUGUUCCUGGCCCUGUUCCGCAUGGUGGAGCUGAACCGGGGUCAGAUCCUCCUGGACGGGCUGGACCUCAGCGCUGUGGGCCUGGGGCAGCUCAGGUCCAGGUUGGCCAUUAUUCCUCAGGACCCCUUCCUGUUCAGCGGGACCAUCCGGGAGAACCUGGACCCGUGCGGGCGACAGCCGGACGAGCAGCUGCUGGACGUCCUGGACCAGUGCCACCUCAGCCCUGUGGUGGAGAGGAUGGGCGGUCUGGACGCCGCGGUCGGAGAAAGGGGGAAAUGCUUCUCUGUGGGACAGCGGCAGCUUCUGUGUCUGGCCCGAGCUCUGCUGACCCAGGCCAAGGUCCUGUGCAUCGACGAGGCCACAGCCAGCGUGGACCAGAGGACGGACAAACUGCUGCAGCAAACCAUCCGGGAGAAGUUUCAGGACAAGACCGUCCUCACCAUCGCCCACAGGAUCAACACCAUCAUGGACUGCGACAGGGUGCUGGUGAUGCAUGCUGGGAAGGUGGUGGAGUUCGACACGCCGCUCGCUCUCUGCCAAAGUGACCAGUCCGUCUUCCGCAGGCUGGUGGCUGCGAGAGGAGAGUGAGACGACUGAACGUCUGACGUCUGAAGAUAUAUUUUUAUACUUUACCUUUGGAAAAGUCUGCCCUGAGAACCUGCUUCAACUUUUGUAUCACGUACUGUAAAAACAUUGUUGGGAAAAGAAGUUCUCCGUCUUGGAAAGAUUGAUAUUUAUCUGACAGUACUGACAUUUAUUUCCUUUUUAAAUCCUUCAUUUUUGAUGCGAAAGCAGCAUCGCUGUCACAAGUUGUUCCUGCUGAAACAUUGAUAACAUAGUUAAAAUAUUCUUCUGUUUUAAUUUAUCACUAGGGUUUACAUACUGACAGACGUAACCUUCUUUCUUGGCGUCAGAUGAUAAUCUUCGUCCGUCCACCUGGGGCAGUAUACUGGGUUGAGGGCACACUCACCUGACCCAACACUACCUCAGCUCUGAGACCAGCCUCUGAAUAUUGUUAUAAGCACAAGCAGUAACUCUGGGAGAAAAAGUAACGACAUACUGCACGUUUUGGUGUUCCUCAGGGAUGCUGUCUCGAGCCCCUUCUUUUCAUUUACACAUGUUUCUCGUGUGAUAUCUUCAGAGAACAUUAAUUAUGUUAAUUUCUGUAGCUACGCUUAUGAUGCACUGUUCUACUUUUAUGUUGGUAUAGAUUAAGCAAUGAAGUUACCCUGUCUAUUUUUGUGUAUAGGCAGUCAAGCAUCAAACCUUUUAAUUUAUUUUUCAUUCAGGAGAGAAAAAUAUUUUAAGUCAUAGAUUUCACAGAAACAAUGAUCCAACACAAUUGUACAUCAUAGAUUUUUUUAAUUUUUUUUUUAUUUUUUAUGAACCUGCACAUUCUCUGCUGCUAGUUUGUUAUAUCUUCACACCUGCUCUUACAAAAGGAACCUUGACUUUCUUUGGGAUCACUAAUUCUCAUCUGGAAUUUCUUUUAACGUUGCAUGUUUUAAUCACAUGUUUCAUUUUCCAGGUUUAAACUGUUCACUUUAAGACUGUAAUUAUUUUUGCCUUAUUACAUUUAAAAAAAAAACUAUGUUGGGAGCUGCAUGCACAAUGAUUAUUUUUUAUAAAUAUUAUUAUUAUGAUUAUUAUUUUGUAAGAUCAAAAGCUCAGAUGUUAUUGAUGGCUCCUGGGAUUUCAAUUUUUUAAUCUUGAAGUUAUCGUUGUCAAAACUACAAUACAAACUUUUCUAACUCAUUUUCUGUGACGAGGUAACUCAAGGUCGGGUUUAUUUUAUAAACUGGAACAUGAAUCAGGCGUCAGUCAUGAAGAUCACGAAGAGGAUUAAGUCGAACUGAAGGCGGAGACUGAAACCUUCAGCCUGUCUGGUCGGCCACUUUUUGUCUUUUUUUCGAUUCUGCAUCUGUUACAAAAAAACUUGACACAUUUCUUGUCAGUGUCAAAUCACACAGUGGUCAUCAGAUACAUACAGUGUGUUAUACUGAUGUUUUAUACAGACUGUGAACCACAGCUGCAGCUAACAAUUAUUUUUCAUUUUGAAUCAAUUUGUUAAUUAUUUUAUUGAUUAAUCGUUCAGUUUAUAAAGCAUUUUUUUUGUGAAAAUGCCCGUCACAUCAUUAAAUGUAUUUUUUGUCAAAAACAAAAAUAUAAUUUGUAUUAAUUUUACAACAUAACAAGAAAAGUUGCAAAUUUUUGCUGUUUUUUUUUUUUUUUGCUUGAAAAAGUUCUCAAACAAUCAAAACAGAUCAUCAAAACAAUCGAUGUUCCCUCAGUUGACCAAGUACUUGUUGCAGCUCUAACGCAAACUUCACAUAUUGAAUAUUCUUGAAUACUGACAAUGGUUGUGAACAACACAGCGGUCGAACACACUCUUUGUGCAAUGUGACAAUAGUUUAUGUGAUUGAUUUGACAUGUUUAAUAAUUUAUGAAGGAUUUUCUUGUUUAGUUUUCUUGUUUUUGUUAAGUAGUUUAUAACUAGACUGCUUGUCAGUGAUGAAGCUGCGAUGAUAAUAAAAACAGUGUCGCUGGUUAUUAAUA